Messenger RNA from Monomorium pharaonis (pharaoh ant), 1707 nucleotides. RefSeq lists its product as uncharacterized. Bases 598 to 1101 code for a protein of 167 amino acids. The record is from RefSeq and is a predicted model, not a curated record. Lineage: Eukaryota; Metazoa; Arthropoda; Insecta; Hymenoptera; Formicidae. The transcript is spliced from 2 exons.
GAAAAUGUUGGAAAAUGAGAUGGUGUUUGAAAUUUCCGCAUUCGUACUCGAUAUGAAACUUUAAAGGAGUUCCAUGAUUUAUUUCGCCGCACCAUCUGUGGCCCGAUAAAAAACGUAUUCGUCCAAUCAUGCAAGUGUAAUUUUCCUGACUUACAGUUCGGUUGCGGUGACGAAUGAGAUUACUUUCGUUUGAUCUUUCCUUCCAAGAAAUCAGAUUGGUGUUAUAUAUGUACUUACGUUCGCGAAUCGCGUUUCAAUCGCAGAACUCAUCCGUAUUUAUUGCCGUGUGAUAGGCGGGCUAGUAUCGAUCGAUCUGCCAAUUGCGAUAUAUACAGCACGAGUAGUUUAUUUAGAAAGGUAAACCAAACGAUAAGCGAUGAGCUGUAUGUGCCAUUAUAUCGAUUACGAGGAUAUUAUAUUUAAUAAAAUAAUAAAUCGUGCUAAAUGUCAAUAUGCUAUAAACACGAAAUUUAUGUGUAAAUAUAAAGGAUGUUAUAAUUAAUGUAAAAGAUAAUGUUAUUAUUUAAAGUAAAAUGUAGUUUCUGAAAUGAAACGACAGGUUCUAUCUGUACUCGGCGAACUAGCCCGUCAGGAUCAAUGAAAUCACCGGAAUUAUGUCGAACGACGUCGAGGACUGAAGCUGUUAAGCAAGAUGUUAGGAGACUGAAGAGCGCCACGUUGGAUAGAAUGGGGAAGAUGUUUAGGACGCGCACGUCUGCCGUAGGAAGAUCAUUUUUAGGCUUGGACACCGUAAGUGAUUUGGAUCCUCGGGGCGUCAUGUUUCACAAAUGUAAGGUGCAUCUGGGGACUCGCGACGUUCGAGCUUCAGUAAUAUCUUGUGAUAUAGAUGUGACGCGCGUCGAUGAUUAUGAUGAAAAAGCGUCGAGGAAAGAAAAGACAAACUCUUUGGGAAGGAUGCUUAAGCUUGUUGACAAAGACGGUUCGCCUAGAAAACUUUUUGUUCAUCCACGGGCAGGUUCGCUGAGUCGUAUACUACGUAGGCAUCCUCAUAAUGAGGACAAUGGAAUUAUCGGCAAACCCGCGGAAGACACCGGGCGUGGAAUUCUCUCCAGAAUGCUUAAUCAACUGAGAGGAAAGUAGAGAUUUAGAGAAAUUUGUUAAGCGAAUCUUUAUAUUAGUAGACAGGCGCGAGAACUUGUCGUUGAGAACUCGGACUUUUAUCACUGAUUUAAUUAGUGAUAGAAUCUUAAAUACUUCCCUUUUAAGUAAACUUUAUCUUAUCUAUUUUAUCGAAAAUAUAAUUCCGUAACAUUUAUAAUACUGUUAUAAUACUGUUUGUGAUUUGAAAUUAUAAAAAGCAAAAUUACGUAAACAGUUUAAUGAAACGUUAAUCGCUUGUACUUUAAACAUAAUCGGGUAUAUUUUGAAAUGAGAAAUGAACAUACAUGUUAAUUAUAGGUCGUCCCAUGAGCGGAACUAUGGCCAGGCCUGAUACACACAAGCACAAUAAACUUAAUUCUUCAUUAGACUUGCCAUCAGAAAUGCCAUUAAAUUCGAAGACGACUAACGUUACGUAGGCAUUAUUAGCGUCUAGAGAAUCAGCCCAUCAUCGUUUAACAUCGUUUAACUUGGGAGACAUUUGUAUUAAUCUUGAUUUCAUAUUUUGAGAAAAAUUUUUUUAAUUAUAUGACACUUAAAAUUAUGUAUUAAACACACAGAGAGAGAAAGUGAGAUAAAGAAAGAGAA